Molecule: messenger RNA, 4902 nt
Organism: Phalacrocorax carbo (great cormorant)
Lineage: Eukaryota; Metazoa; Chordata; Aves; Suliformes; Phalacrocoracidae
Source: RefSeq, a predicted model, not a curated record
UGGGCGUUGCGGCCGCCAUUCGCGGUGUGGCCGGUCCGGGGCCGGCGGCGGGGGGUCCCCGCCAUGGCCCACUUCGAGACGCAGUACCAGCGCCUGGAGAGCUCCUCCACCGAGUCACCCCCCGGCGGCGGCGACCUGCUCGUCCACGUCCCCGAGGGCGCCAAGUCUCCCUGGCACCACAUCGAGAACCUGGACCUCUUCUUCUCUCGCGUCUAUAACCUGCAUCAGAAGAAUGGCUUCACCUGCAUGCUCAUUGGAGAGAUCUUUGAGCUCAUGCAGUUCAUCUUUGUGGUGGCAUUCACCACCUUUCUUAUCAGCUGUGUUGAUUACGACAUCCUUUUUGCCAACAAAGCGGUAAAUCACAGCCAACAUCCCAGUGAGCCCAUUAAGGUGACUCUGCCAGAUGCCUUUCUGCCUCCAAAUGUCUGCAGUGCAAGAAUCCAGGCAAACAGCUUCCUCAUCUGCAUCCUGGUGAUAGCUGGGGUUUUCUGGAUCCACCGGCUUGUCAAAUUUAUCUACAACAUUUGCUGCUACUGGGAGAUUCACUCUUUCUACAUCAAUGCCCUCAAAAUCCCCAUGUCCACCCUGCCAUACUAUACCUGGCAGGAGGUGCAGGCCCGCAUCGUGCAGAUCCAGAAGGAGCACCAGAUCUGCAUCCACAAGAAGGAGCUGACGGAGCUGGACAUCUACCACCGCAUCCUCCGCUUCAAGAACUACAUGGUGGCCAUGGUGAACAAGUCGCUGCUGCCCAUCCGCUUCCGCCUGCCCCUGCUGGGAGACACUGUUUUCUACACGCGUGGGCUCAAGUACAACUUUGAGCUCAUCUUCUUCUGGGGACCCGGCUCCCUUUUUGAGAAUGAGUGGAGCCUGAAGGCUGAGUACAAGCGGGCUGGGAACCGCCUGGAGUUGGCUGAGAAGCUCAGCACUCGUAUCCUCUGGAUUGGUAUUGCUAACUUCCUCCUCUGCCCCCUCAUCCUCAUCUGGCAGAUCCUCUACGCCUUCUUCAGCUAUACAGAAAUCCUGAAGCGGGAGCCGGGCAGCCUGGGUGCCCGCUGCUGGUCUCUCUAUGGCCGCUGUUACCUCCGUCACUUCAACGAGCUGGACCAUGAACUGCACUCACGCCUCAGCAAGGGGUACAAGCCAGCUUCCAAGUACAUGAACUGCUUUAUCUCCCCACUCCUCACCAUCGUGGCCAAGAACGUGGCCUUCUUUGCUGGCUCCAUCCUGGCUGUGCUCAUUGCUCUCACCAUCUACGAUGAGGACGUGCUGGCAGUUGAGCAUGUCCUGACCACUGUCACCCUGCUCGGGGUGGGCAUCACGGUGUGCAGGUCUUUUAUCCCUGACCAGCACCUGGUGUUUUGCCCAGAGCAGCUGCUGCGAGUCAUCCUGGCACACAUCCACUACAUGCCUGACCACUGGCAGGGCAAUGCCCACCGCUAUGAGACCAGGGAUGAGUUUGCCCAGCUCUUCCAGUACAAAGCGGUCUUCAUCCUGGAGGAGCUCCUGAGUCCCAUCAUUACCCCCCUGAUCCUCAUUGUCUGCCUGCGGCCCAAGUCCUUGGACAUCGUUGACUUCUUCCGCAACUUCACUGUGGAGGUGGUGGGUGUGGGCGACACCUGCUCCUUCGCCCAGAUGGAUGUGCGCCAGCAUGGCCACCCAGCGUGGAUGUCAGCAGGAAAGACGGAGGCCUCCAUUUACCAGCAGGCCGAGGACGGCAAGACAGAGCUGUCCCUCAUGCACUUUGCCAUCACCAACCCCAAGUGGCAGCCGCCUCGGGAGAGCACGGCCUUCAUUGGCUUCCUGAAGGAGCGGGUGCACCGGGACAGCAGCGUGGCGCUGGCUCAGCAGGCUGUGCUCCCUGAAAACGCCCUCUUCAGCUCCAUCCAGUCCCUGCAGUCAGAGUCAGAGCCUCACAGCCUGAUUGCCAAUGUGAUAGCAGGCUCCUCGGCACUGGGCUUCCACAUGGGCCGGGAUGGACAGGCCUCCCGCCAUCUCUCCGAAGUGGCCUCGGCUCUGCGUUCUUUCUCCCCGCUCCAGUCUGCCCAGCAGCCUCCCAGUGGCUUCCAGAUGGCAGCAAGGGAUGGAGAGGGAGCCCAGCCUCGUGGUGCCAGUGCCAUGACAGCCUCUGGUGCCGACGCAAGGACCGUGAGCUCAGGGAGCAGCGCCUGGGAGGGUCAGCUACAGAGCAUGAUCCUAUCAGAGUACGCUUCCACUGAGAUGAGUCUCCAUGCACUCUACAUGCACGAGUUGCACAAGCAGCAUGCCCAGCUGGAGCCUGAGAGGCACACUUGGCACAGGCGAGAGAGUGAUGAGAGUGGGGAGAGUGCUCAUGAGGAGCUGGACGCUCAGCGGGGUGCCCCUGUCCCCAUCCCUCGCUCUGCCAGCUACCCCUUCUCCUCACCGCGGCAGCCUGCUGAGGAGACGGCCACGCUGCAGACUGGCUUCCAGCGGCGAUAUGGUGGCAUCACAGACCCGGGCACAGUACACAGAGCCCCAUCACACUUUUCCCGCCUCCCUCUGGGAGGCUGGGCUGAAGACGGGCAGUCAGCGAGACAUCCAGAGCCUGUGCCAGAGGAGAGCUCAGAGGAUGAGCUUCCACCACAGAUCCACAAGGUAUAGCCUUGUAGACUGGGGAUCUCAUGGGGGUUGCAGACUGGGAGCUGCCUGGGCAGCAGAUUGUGGCAUCAGCCUGAUUAUUCUCCCGUCCCGAGUGGACAGGAUAGUCCCGGGCUCCAUUUUGUUGCCAUCAAUUGCCGAAGAGACAAAACUUCCAGGCUGGCAGCUUUGCGGUGGCACUUUUGUGUCCAGCCGUGUGUCAAGUCAACACCACUCUGACUCGUGGGGUGAAUGCGUGUGUGAGUACAUACAUGUGUCUGUUCACAUCUGUGUUGUCUGUGUUGGAGGAUCACUGCAGAGCCUGCGAAAGGUGACAUGACAGGACUAGCAGUGGGGAGCUGUGGACUGACUCGGAUGUGGCAGCAGGAGCUGCUCUUUGAAGGGAUGUGAGACGGCACCAGCUCCAGAUGUCUGCCCAGAGCUGGGACCUGCCUCCGACGUGAAGGCAGGAGCUGCUGUGGGAGCUCUAGCUCAGCCUGUAGCACCACACCUGCCCUGCCUGUGGCCCUGGGGAGGUACCCAGGGCCACGUUCACCCUCCUGGAGAGUACCAACGUUGUGCUCUUCAGCCCAGAGCAGGACAGCAGUGGGGCAGUCACCCACCCCUCUGCCCUAGCUGCUGCUGGCAAGGGUAGGGGUGGGAUCUGGAGCUGGUGGGAACAGCUCUGGCCAGGAUCCAGGGAUGCUGCAGCUCCCUAACUCCCAUGACAGCUGAUCUGUUCCCUGCAUGUGAGGAAGGGUCAGUGGGGUCCCUGAUGUCCCUCCCAGCUGGCAGUCUUUGUGCCAUACCUCUGGGCUAGGGCAGCAUCAUCCCUGCUGUGCAGCACCUGUGGGAUACGGGCUGCUAGCAGGGUCUCUUUGGCACUGCAAGAGGGCCCAGGGUGGGGCAGCUGGCAUCUCCCGGGAGUGCUUGCAGACCCACUUGGAGCCCACCCUGAAGAUCUUGUGCUCUGUGUGUUGGUUCCCUUCCCCGGGGGGUGAUAAAUGCCUUUUUCCCCAUGCCCAGGCUGUGGUGCAUUGGGUCUGUCUUCCUGAUGUGGCUGUUUCUGCAGUAUUGGGCCUUUCCUCUUCCCCAAGCAAAGGCUUUGUUGCAUCUCACAUAUCACCCAGGGGCUCACAGCUCCUCCUUCCCUCCUGAAACCACCUGCUUGCAACAUGCCUUCAGCUGCUGGGGAGACCAUAUACCAAGCAGCUGGCUCGUACCUGGGGGGGCAAGGAGGGGUGCCCUGAACCCAGAAGCAAGAGGCAGACCCCAGCCCAGCCCUGGGGUGGUGGCGGGGGUAGAUCAGGAUUCUGCCUGUGCAGCGUGGCCUCGGGCAAGACCUUCCCACCAUCGUUCUGGUUUCCCUCUCCUCUCUUCCAGUGGCAGCUUGUGAGGAUCUGCACCCCUGCUAACGUCUGUCAGUCUUCACUUUCCCCUCCCUUCCUCCCCUUGUUUCUGGUAGGGGCUGCUUGCUUUUGCCAUGCCCUCUGCCAGCAGCACAGGCCCUCUGCCAUCCCUGGAGCCCGGGGCUGCCUCUUUUCCCCUGCCUGGGUUGUCAUCCGCUGCCCUUUGAGCCCGGGCUGGGCACAUGCUGGUGAGCCGGCUGCUCCCAGCGCAGCAGGGGUGCGCACGCAGAUAGCCAGGGUGUGAGCAGGGCCUGGGUGCCCGUGUAGGGGUGGGCCCUUUAGGGAUGGUGGGUUCCCUGCUGUGAUGGGGUGGGACAGAGCGGAGCUGUGAGUGCUGUGGGUCUGUAAGAGACCAAAUGGAGCAUGCUAAAGCAGAGCUCAAGCUGGGGUCAGGUCUGAGCUGGGCAGGAGCUCUACAGACCUGGGUGCUGCUGGGGUCCUCCCACAGAGGAGCAGCUGCAACGACCUAAGAGCAGCUCCAGCUUGGGGUUGUCAGGGCACGGUGAAGGGAAACUGAAAGGACGUUUCCUGGGAACCCAAGCUUUCCUGGGGCAUCCCCUGGCACCUGGGCUGCUGCCCUGCAUAGAGGUGAGCCUCCCCGGGGACUACGGGAGGCUGCGCCUGGCCUUCCUGGCAGGCUUGUCGCUGAUCCCUAAACUCAGGGGCUGAAAGCUGGCGGUGCUCUGGGGCAGGGGGAAAGUGUGGGCCUAUCCCUGGGCUGGCAGAAGGGACAGGCUGGGCGGGGAGCAGGCCGGAGUCCUCGCUGCAUGUUGUGCUUGUGUCGUCGGUGUCCCAUGUGCAUGGCAAGCCACUCUUCAUCGUGGGGUCCCCGGGGAGCGUGGUGUUGCCCGUCGCUGUACAGCUGUAUAGCCGUCUAAUAAAGAUGGGCUGUAUCAUC